AAAAUAUAAUCACUGGCACUUAUCUGGCGCGUGAGCCACUCGUAAUUGGCUCCAUCUGCGCAUGCUCCUUUUACGUUUUGUUUGUACUUUAAUCGCUGACACGUUUUAAAAAUUUUAUAAACAGAUUUGCUACCGCCUGCCUAAAAACGGCAUAAAACACCGUACACGUUAAUAGUAUGAAGGUUAAAAAAAAGUUUCCAUGUCACAGGCGAACUUCCGUUUCCUGUACGGCCAACCAACAUGGCGGCGCAAGGAGAGCAAAACAAUUACUUCAUACGAGAAAUUGAGAAAAACGAUGGUUCUGUCUUGACAGUGAGCCAGUGUUAUAUGGGGGACGUGGGCUGCGUGGUUUGGGAUGCGGCCAUCGUUCUUGCAAAGUAUUUAGAGACAAAAGAAUUUUACGAUCCGUCCUCGGGAGUGAAUUUAUGGGCUGGGCGAAGUGUGGUGGAGUUAGGAGCUGGGACCGGGGUCGUAGGUUUGAUGGCAGCGACUUUGGGCGCUUAUGUUAGUGUGACAGACUUGGAGGAUUUACAGACCCUCCUGAAACAGAACAUUCAAAACAACCAGACUCUCAUCAGUAGUGGAUCCAUAAGUGCCAAGGUACUGGAAUGGGGAAAAGAUGUAUCUGGUUUCCUUCCGCCUCCAAACUAUGUCCUGAUGGCAGAUUGCAUCUAUUAUGAGCAGUCUAUUACUCCACUGGUGGAGACCUUGAAGCUUCUCAGUGGACCAGAGACUUGCAUUAUUUGUUGCUACGAGCAACGCACCGAGGGCCUCAACCCAAAAGUAGAGGAGCGGUUUUUUGAGUUGCUGCAACAAAGCUUCAAAUAUGAAGAAAUUCCAUUGUGCAAACAAGAUGGAGAGUUUAGUAGUCCAGACAUCCGCAUUCUGCAUGUUCGGAAAAAAAGUCUGAGAUUGCAAGAAGAUAUAUGAAAAUAGAUGUUUCACUGCAAACCAUGAACUGGUUGCCAUUCUAUCUCAGAGCACACAGACAACCGUUCUCGCUCACAUUCAGUUCAUUGCGGACAGCUGGACAAGUUUUCAAUGAACAUAUAUUUUUUUCAUUUAUUUUUGCAUGUGGGAGGAAGCCGGAAUACUCGAAGAAAAUCCACACAAACAUUGGGAGAACAUGCUAACUGCAAACAGGAAGGCAAGAGCCAAGGUUAAAAUCCCGAAACUCACAACUGUGAAGCAGACGUGCUAACCACCGUAACACUGUGCUGCCCUAUGUAGAAAAUUAUACACACACAAAAAAGAAACUAUUUUGGGAUGCUGUGAUUAUGUGAUAUUUAACUUACAAUUUAUUUAACAAUGAUCUGUAAAGUUCUACCGUGAAUCCAUGUGAAAAGGAUUUGCCAUAAAGCCAAAGCAUUGCUGAGUUGUGACACUAGGGGGCAACAGUUGCCAUUUAAAAAAAAAAAAGGGGGGACUGCAAUAAAGCUGCACUUUUAUUACA
This is a messenger RNA of Syngnathoides biaculeatus (alligator pipefish), 1453 nucleotides long. RefSeq names its product valosin containing protein lysine (K) methyltransferase (gene vcpkmt). Gene Ontology annotation, molecular function: protein-lysine N-methyltransferase activity. Gene Ontology annotation, biological process: peptidyl-lysine methylation. NCBI's taxonomy places the organism in Eukaryota, Metazoa, Chordata, Actinopteri, Syngnathiformes, Syngnathidae. The transcript has 5 exons. The record is from RefSeq and is a predicted model, not a curated record. Gene Ontology annotation, cellular component: cytoplasm; cytosol. The coding region runs from base 241 to 930 and encodes 229 amino acids.